Messenger RNA from Candidula unifasciata, 1452 nucleotides. NCBI's taxonomy places the organism in Eukaryota, Metazoa, Mollusca, Gastropoda, Stylommatophora, Geomitridae. The record is from the annotation of a GenBank genome assembly.
CUGCUGUAGAAGCUUGUCUGCUGCACUGCUUAAAGAAGCGAGCCCUGGGUCUCUUCAAGUAUGGCUCCACAAUGGCACUGUUACAGAAAGUCUCAAAAACAUUUGAGCCAGCGGCGGAAGUCUCCCGUCUGGCUGCCGAGUUGGAAACAAGCAGUUCCACUGAACUGUCAGGAUCAAGAAAAUCCUUGGAUAACAACAAAAAUCAGACUAAAAAAUCAACUUCUGCUUCUUCCAGUCCAAAGUAUCUGUGGCUGCGUUUGGCCAUUUUUGAGAAAAAACUGGCAAAAAUUCUGGACUAUCUGGUGCAAAAUAGCAGUAAAUAUUACGAACAAGAUGCCCUGAUAGCUGAUCCCGUCGAUGGCCCUAUCUUUGCCUCACUGCUGGUUGGGCCAUGUGCACUUGAUUAUACAAAGAUGAAAACAUCAGAUCACUACUGGACUGACCCCCCUGCUGAUGAGCUAGUCCAGAGACAUCGUAUUCACUCCAGUGGAAGCCAUGCUUUCACUUCCCCAGGCUCACCUAAAAGACAGGGGUUGCAGGUUCGUCGUGAUGCCAGCAAUGCCUCAGAAGAAGCCAGGGAUCCAAAAUGUUUCCACAUGUCGGCCAGAGAGUAUGUGGAAUCUCUACAUCAGAACUCAAAACUGACACUUUUGUAUGGGAAAAACAAUGUCCUGGUUCAGCCGAGGGAGGACAAGGAGGCUCUUGCAGGAUACCUGUCCCUGCAUCAGAGCUCCGAGGGUCUCAUCAUCAUGUGGACACCCAAUCAGUUGAUGAAUGGUUGUUGUGUGGAGGAAACAGAUGAGACAGACAGAAGCCAGUACUGGGAAUUUGCCAUGACUAUCUAUGUUGAUGAGAUUGUCUACAUUCAUUGCCACCAACAAACCGACUGCCAAGGCACAGUGGUUCUUGUUGGCCAGGAUGGAGUGCAGCGCCCUCCUAUCCACUUCCCCAAGGGAGGCCACCUGCUGUCUUUUCUGUCUUGCCUGGAGAAUGGUUUGCAGCCCACUGGUCAGCUUGACCCCCCAUUGUGGUCACAGAAGGGAAAAGGCAGGGUGUUCCCAAAGCUUCGGCGUAAGGGCAGUCGUCUGUCCAGCAGUAGCAGCACCAGCAGUGGCAGUACCACCAGCAUGGACGAGGAGGAGGCCGCGGACUACGUUUUUAGAAUCAUCGCCACUUUCAAACCUGAAAUACUGACACCAGAAAUGUUGGAUCCUAAAGCUUCCCGUACACCACGUUCCCCUGUGUCUCCAGAACGUUCUCCAUGGCCAGUACGCCGCCACCUUCCUCCAAGCCCCCUGGUUCAUACAUCCAUACAGUCUUAUGCUCGCACACAGGAAGAGCAGAACAAUACAUGUCUAGUACAGGCAACUGCUGAUUCGACUCAUAGGAAUCACAUUAAGCAGUUGUGUGACACAAUGACAAAGCAGAUCAUCUCCAGGGCAUUUUAUGGAU